GCGCGGCCGCCGGCGGCGGGGGCCGGUACCGGGGCGCCGCGGGCCGCGGCGGCGGCGGCGGGAGCCGCGCUGGGCCUGUGCCUGGCGCUCCUGGCCCCGGCCGCGUGGGCUGCCCCUGCGCCGGCCCCCGCGAAGGCGUGCGUCGACCUGGAGACCGCGACCUCCAGCGACCUGGAGGCGGGCCUGAAGGGCGUCGGCCCCGCGCUGUCCAAGAAGAUCAUCGCGUACAGGGCGGCGGAGCGCACCAAGGCCACCAAGGAGGGGCGCAAGACCUGGAACUUCCAGAACUGGGCCACGCUCAUGCAGGUGGACGGCAUCGGCCAGAAGAUCUGCGAGGACAACAUCUCCACCGCCUGCUUCUCGGGCACGGUCCAGAAGGCCUGCCCCAAGCCGAAGUGACCCCCGCCAGGCUUCCGAAGCCUCGGAGGAGGGAGAGCGGCGGGCCGCGCCGCCGCUCGCUCCCUUUACAUCGGCCUGCCCCCUGGAGAGGGCGCCGCUCAUCCGCACCGCGCUCCUCCUGCUGCUGCUCCUCUCGACGGGUUGCAGGGCUCGCGUUCCCCCGCCUCUCCUCGCCGUG
Messenger RNA from Prorocentrum cordatum, 577 nucleotides. NCBI's taxonomy places the organism in Eukaryota, Dinophyceae, Prorocentrales, Prorocentraceae. The record is from the annotation of a GenBank genome assembly.